Messenger RNA from Bicyclus anynana (squinting bush brown), 2890 nucleotides. Its product is annotated as piggyBac transposable element-derived protein 4-like. The record is from RefSeq and is a predicted model, not a curated record. NCBI's taxonomy places the organism in Eukaryota, Metazoa, Arthropoda, Insecta, Lepidoptera, Nymphalidae. Bases 14 to 1660 code for a protein of 548 amino acids. The transcript has 2 exons.
UCGAGCAAGCAUCAUGUCUUCAAGCAACCUUUCUGAAGUCUCUGAUCAACUAGCCGAGAUGUUUUCAGAUACGGAGGAGUUCAGUUCUUCUUCAUCAUCUUCAUCAUCUUCUUCCGAAGACGAAGAACCGACACCAGCCCAAGGCAGCAGCCACGAGCCAGAGGCAGAAGGAUGGACUUCAACGGGAUCUCUACAGACUUUCCCAUUCAGUGGUGUUGCCCAUUUCACCAUUGGUCCAGCUGAGUCCCCUAUUGACUUUUUCAAUUUAAUAUUUAACUCCACAUUUAUGGCCAUGUUAGUAUCAAGCAUAAACAGCCAUGGUUUACAUCUAAUGGUAAAAAGUUCAGACGGCCCCAAUGCUUUCAAAUGGAAUAACACCAACGAAGAUGAGAUUCGUAUUUUCUUGGCACUACUGUUUCAUAUGGGCCAUAUAACAUUGACUAACCUCAAUGAUUACUGGAGUACAGAUGUAUUAUAUGACUUGCCUUUUAAAACGUUCAUGUCCCAGGACCGUUUUCUGUCAAUACUUCGCAAUUUAACUUUUUCGGAUAAUAAUUCAUACAAUAAUACUGAUCCUAACAGAUAUGUCAAACCGAUAAUGGUAUUUUUCAACUCAGUUAUGAAAACUUUAGUAAAUCCUUCCAAAAACUUAACAAUCGAUCAAAGUAAUGUGCUAUGGCGAGGACAAUUAAGAAUAAGACAAACAGGCAAUGGGCAAAAAUAUGGAGUUAAAUUAUUUGCACUAACAGAUACAAAUGGCAUAACGCAGAAAAUGCAUAUGUAUUGUGGAUCACAGGCUACUGUACUUCAAGGCGAAGACCACGCUGAUAAAGUAGUUAUGAUGCUUAUGGAAGAUUAUCUUAAUACAGGGCGCUCUCUCUAUACAGAUAACUUUUGUAAUAGUGUGACAGUAGCUGAAAAUUUGUUGCAACAACGCACAUAUCUGACAGGCACGCUUAGAGCUAAUCAAUUAAGAAAUCCAAUGAUAACUAAGUCGAGGAUCGCUAGAGGUACAUUGCUUACUAGAUACAAUGCACGUGGUGUAUGCGUCACCAAUUAUAGGGAUAAAAGCAAUGUAUUGAUGAUUUCGACUGAACAUCACUCAGAUUUCGUUCAAUCUAGAAAUAGACAUGGUAAGGUUAAACAGACACCAAAAGUCAUAGUCGAAUAUAAGAAGUACAUGAGAGGCGUUGAUCGUAAAAAUGAAAUGCUAUCAUACUACCAGUCCUUUAAGAAAUCAACCAAAUGGCAUAAUCAAAUUGUAAUACACGUAAUGCAAGUUAUGCUCCUGAACUGUUUCAAUAUGUUCAAUGAACAAAUGAAACGGUCUGGUGAUAAUAGUAGACCCAUGUCAUUUUAUGAUUUCCGUCUUAAAGUAAUUAAAAGGUUAUUAAAGCUUGACACACCGACUGACAGACUAACUCAGGCUUCCAAUAUACCUUCAACUUCGGCAUCGCAAAAAAUUACAACAGAUGCCGGUGAUGUUAUACACUCGCCAGCUUACUUACCUAAAAACGAUAUUGGAAAAACCAAAAGAAAAGACUGUAGGCACUGCUUAAAAAAGCGAAAUAUUCGCAAAGCCUCGAUAUUUUAUUGUCCCCUUUGUAUUAAAAAACCUGGGUUAUGUAUAACUUGCUUUGGUGAAUUUCACAGGUAUUAAAUUAUUCUUGCCAACAUGGCAUUGUUAAUUUCCACAAUAAAGGAACUCUUUUGGAUCAGUUGUAGUUGCCUAUAUAUUUGAUGCUUUGCUUUGCGUGUAAUAUUAUUUGAGAAUCCGAUUAAUUUGUUGAUUUUUGUAUUAAUUUUGUGUACAGCAUUAUCUAAAUUAUAUCAAUGUAAUUAUAUAUUAAGUCACACGAAAACUACUGAAUCGAUAAACACAGGUAGUCAGGUAAAGGGUUGUGCAGUGUGAUAAGGAUACUAUUUUAUAAGCAUCUCAUAUUAGUUCUCCUUUAUGUCUUUGUAUUCUUAUGGUAGCUUGAGUUAAUUAUGUAGUUUUAAGAACUGAUUUCUUAAAACCCCGCGUGCACUUUCAUAUAUCCUCAUCAUCAUUCAUAUCAUAUGCAAAAGUAAGUCUGUCUGUCUAUUAACUAUUGACGACUGAACCGAUUGGAUGAUAUUUGGUAUAGAGUUAAAUUGUACCUUGGAGCUGCACAUAGGCUACAUACUACUAUUACAUAUAUCUCCCGAAAAUAUCUAUGGUUCCUGUGGGAUUUGUAAAAAACAGAAUAUCAUGGGAAUUGACUCGCAGGCGUCCGCUAGUUGAUGUUAAAUUGUCACAUAUCUUUAAUUGAUUAACAUUAUCUUGAUAACUUUCUGUUUUAUUUUUUUUAUUGCAUGCUAACUCAAAAUCUUUUCCCAUUUCACUGCAUGCAUUUACUUUCACAUUUCAUCUUGUUGAUUACAUAAUUUGAAUGCAUGCAAACUCAAUUAUAUUGUUUUGUUUCUGAUCUUCUUUGAAUUUAUGCCCAAGCAUAACUUGGAGAUAGAUUCAUUUUAUUUCAUCGUUUAUAAUCAUCAUUUAUUUUGCUGGAUGGAUAGUGGUGGAGAUUUGCAUAGUCUGGAAGACGGCAAUCACAGGAAGGCGCGGAGGUGGGGCGCAUUCCACCCCUUUGGGGUCCACAUUAUUAGAGUUCCUUAAUCAAGAAGGAACCCUUAUAGUCUCCGAAAGACGAUUUUGUACAUCACUGAGCUCAUACCAUUUCCUAGAAUUAUUAGUAAUUUUACUUUCUCUAUCAUCAAAUUUAUCACAUACUUAUAAAUUUUGCUUUUUUCAUGUUGCAAUUCUGUUAGUUUUGUAAUAUCUCACACAUUUUUGCGUACAUGUGUGCUGUUUUAUUACGUUUCUCAUGUGCUUUAUCUUUUCAAUCUUUUCUGCUAAUAUUUUGCA